GGUUGCAAAACCCCGCCCAUUAAAUCGUGGCUUAUAAAUUUGCUCACAGUGUUGAUUGUAAUCACUGUAUUUGCUUUAGAACUUUUAACUGUAAUAACUUUAAUGCGUUUGGACACGUUUGGUAUCAGUCUUCAGGAGAAAGCGGAGUAAGGAUGGCGACCCCAGGCUCCGGUGACUCCUCCUCGAACCCGAGGUCUGGUCCUGGAGGUCUGGGCUCGAUGCUGAACCUCAGGACACCCGGACGCCUUCCCAACAUUCGCUCCAGAGACCUGACACUGGGAGGCGUGAAGAAGAAAACCUUCACGCCCAACAUCAUCGGCCGCAAGAGUAAAGAAGAGUUAAAAGUUAACGAAGGACCCAGGAGAGAGAGGAGGGAUGCGGAUCGCGGGCGACAGCGAGACGGGCGGGGCAGAGGGCGGGGCCGGCCAGAGGUCAUCCAGUCCCACUCCAUCUUCGAGCAGGGACCUGCGGAGGCGGUAGUCAAAAGGAGAGGUGUGUAUGAGGACACGAGGGAAACCCCCAACAGCGCCCCCUGCCCCAUCAUCAACAUUAAGAAGGAGUAUAGAGAGACUGAAGAGGAGACCAAAGAGAUCCUGCGUAAGCUGGAGAGAGACAAUUUUGUGGAUGACCCGCACCUGAGGAACGAAGCACGCUGCUGUCCGGUGCAGCUUCCCCUGGUCGUGUCCGGCUGGGUGUUUAAAGAAGAGUUUGAGGAAGAUGCUGACUUCGGGGGAGUCAAAAUGGAGAAGGAUGCAGAGGAUGAAAAGAUGAACACGGAGAGCUCGGACACUGCUGUUACAGUCAAACAGGAGCCUCCUGAUGUCCCGGUGUUUAAGAAGGCGGAGCCUAUGUUUAAGAUGCCGCCCCUUCCUGAACCCGACUUCCUGCCUGACCUGCUGCAGGCGUGGAGUCACUGCAAAGAGGAGGAGCUUCUGUUCAUGCAGCUCCCCGAUUCUCUGCCCGGACAACCUCCGAGCAGCGACACCCGACCCACUAAGACCACUGUGCAGUCAGAGGACGGACAGAACGUGCUGCAGAAGACGGAAGGACAGCAGGAGGAGGACGAGGAGGAGAACAGCUGCCAUCUGAAGGAGCUGCAGGAGGGUUUGGUGGGCCGCUUGUUGGUGAGGAAGUCCGGACGAGUGCAGCUCGUGUUGGGGAACGUCACGCUGGAUGUGGCUCUGGGGACAUCCUGCGCCUUCUUCCAGGAGUUAGUGUCUGUGAGCAGCGAGGGCAGGAGAGGAGACAUGACUGUACUCGGCCACAUUAAACACAAACUCGUCUGUUCACCCGACUUCAAGGCUUUACUCGAGAACAGAGUUUGAGUGUGUGUGUGUGUGUGUGUGUGAGAGAUGCAUCAGCUCGUCUCCUCCAGUUUACAAACCUGUACCUUUUUGUCUUGUCAUGGAGACGCAGCUGUCAGGUUUUUGAAAGUGUUCUAAUCUAUAAAUACUGUACAUAUGAAAUUUAAAUAAUAAAAAAAAAAUGUCAAGAUGAAAUGAUUAAUAAAAACUAUUGAGAACGUU
This is a messenger RNA of Tachysurus fulvidraco (yellow catfish), 1526 nucleotides long. RefSeq names its product polymerase (RNA) III (DNA directed) polypeptide D (gene polr3d). Gene Ontology annotation, cellular component: RNA polymerase III complex. Bases 153 to 1325 code for a protein of 390 amino acids. Gene Ontology annotation, molecular function: DNA binding. Lineage: Eukaryota; Metazoa; Chordata; Actinopteri; Siluriformes; Bagridae. The transcript is spliced from 9 exons. Gene Ontology annotation, biological process: transcription by RNA polymerase III. The record is from RefSeq and is a predicted model, not a curated record.